AUGGACACCCUCCUACUAAUCUCUUCAACACUUUUGCCCAUCAUCACCAUCUUCAUUUUGUACCAUUUUUUCACCCAAAAAUCAUCCAUUCCCGGACACUAUGGCUGGCCACUCAUUGGCGAAAGCAUCGACUACUUCAAGAAGCUCCGCAGCGGCACCAACGAGCAGUUUGCCAUGCAAAGAAGGAAACUAUUCGGGGACGUUUUUGGGACGUCCAUUCUUGGUGAAAAAAUGGCGUUUUUGUGUGGCCCAGAAGGGAAUAAGUUCUUGUUUUCUAAUGAAAACAAGCUUGUUGAAGUUUGGUGGCCGAGUUCUGUGGAGAGUAUUAUUAAGAAGUCGAAUAAUAAGUCUGUAACCGCGGAAUCCGCCAAGGUUCGACAGCUGUUGCCGCCGUUCUUGAGAGCUCAUGCUGUUAAGAAUUAUAUUGCUGAUAUGGAUUCGGAGUUGAGACAGCAUUUGGAGGAUUACUGGACUGGACGUGAUCAGGUUGAGGUUUGCCCAUUCGUUGCAAAAUACACUUUUGCAUUGGCCGUAAAGUUGCUACUCGGAGUGCGUGAUGCUACGGAGUUAGAGAAGCUUGCGGUUCCGUUUGUGGAGGCGGCAGGUGGAAUCAUAGCGGUUCCGAUCAACAUUCCAGGGACAAGGUUUAACCGUGGUGUCAAAGCGUCGAAAAGGAUUCGCGAAGUCAUUAAUGGCAUAAUCGCACAAAGGAGGAAAGAUCUUGCUGACGGAACUGCUGAUCCGUCGCAAAAUUUGCUCUCUCACAUGAUUGUCGAGGUUGAUAAGCGUAACCAGGACACGAGCAACGCUCCGACAACCGAUGGUGACAUGUCGAGUGACUUACUCGGGUUGUUAAUAGGUGGUUACGACACCAUCAACACGACCGUCGUGUUCAUUAUGAUGAUGCUUGUUGAUUACCCGGAUGUCUACCGAGAGGUCCUAAAAGAGCAAACCGAGAUAGCAAAGGCGAAACCAUCGGGUGAACUACUGAACUGGGACGACCUACGCAAAAUGAAAUACUCAUGGAAUGUCGCGUGUGAAGUGCUAAGAAUGCGUCCACCAACUGUCGGCGCAUUCCGUGUCGCGAAAACCGAUUUCACAUACGGCAGUUUCACAAUCCCCAAAGGAUGGAAGCUACAUUACCUUCCACAUUACACUCAGCGAAACCACGAAUUCUUCCCGCAUCCCGAGAAGUUUGACCCCUCGAGAUUUGAAGGAGCGGGACCUGCACCUUACACGUUUGUGCCGUUUGGUGGCGGAGCGCGUAUGUGUCCCGGAAACGAGUAUGCACGGGCCGAAAUACUGGUGUUUAUGUACAACAUAGUCACUAGAUACAACUGGGAGAGGCUAAUUCCUGAUGAGAAAGUGGUAAUUGACCCACUUCCAAGGCCAGUUCAUGGGCUUCCAAUUAAGCUCAUUCCUCACAAAACUGAAGCUUAAGUGGUUUCCUCAUAUUUGCAUCAUAAUAAUUAUAAAUUAUUAUUAUUAUUGUACUUUUUAUUUAUGGCAUUUAAUUACUGUAUUUUGAUUUUAGCUUUUGUAUUAUGUAAGAAACUGAAUAAUUGUUGGCGGUAAUGAUCAGAAGCAAUAGAAAAAGAUCGAUUGAAAAACAAGAAUCGAAAAAUGAUCCUUUGUUUUGUGUGUGAAAUUCUAGUGUGCGAGAG
Helianthus annuus (common sunflower) is the source of this 1664-nucleotide messenger RNA. Its product is annotated as beta-amyrin 28-monooxygenase. Lineage: Eukaryota; Viridiplantae; Streptophyta; Magnoliopsida; Asterales; Asteraceae. The record is from RefSeq and is a predicted model, not a curated record. Gene Ontology annotation, biological process: sterol metabolic process. Gene Ontology annotation, molecular function: iron ion binding; monooxygenase activity; heme binding. The transcript is spliced from 4 exons. The coding region runs from base 1 to 1440 and encodes 479 amino acids.